Penicillium salamii is the source of this 1956-nucleotide messenger RNA. The record is from the annotation of a GenBank genome assembly. NCBI's taxonomy places the organism in Eukaryota, Fungi, Ascomycota, Eurotiomycetes, Eurotiales, Aspergillaceae.
AUGAACGCAAAGCAGGACCAGAACAUCCUGCCGCAGAAUUCAGUAGCAGUAGAUUCGACAGCGUCAUGGGAUACCAAUAGUACCUCGCCGUUUGAUCAAUCCACCUCGGCAACGAGUCAGUCCUGGGAUGAGGCUCCUGGUGAUCCUGGCAUGCAUGUUGCCUCGGAGUUAGACUUUGCUUUGAUAUGGCCGGACUCGGAGAACUUGUUCCAGAGCUUGAUGUCGUCGGAUACAACAGAUCAGUGGCAGAUGCCCCUUGGGACUUUGCCUUUUCCGCCUGUUGUGCAGGAUGUGAAUGGCAUGUCAUUCGAUUCACCAAUUUCCUUCGAUGAUCGAAGCUCUUCAAUCGGUGCUUUGCCUAUGGGCGGCGGGCAUCAAGCGGUGCAAGAUGUCACAGAGAUGGUGACGAGCUCGUCUUCGAGCGUCACUGCUGCUGUCAAGGCCACAUCGAUCACAUCGGUGUUUCUCGACGAAUGUCUGCAUAUGUUCUUCGUCCGCUUCAUACCCACAUUCCCGAUUUUGCACCGCGCAACAUUCGUGUUCAAAGAGUGCACGCAUGCUCUUCUUCUGAAUGCAAUUGCAAUCGGCUCUUUGUACCUAGGACCCAAGGACUCGGUUGCGAAAGGCGAGGCAUUAUGGCGCUUGGCUCACACAGCGGUCGCCACCUCUUGGCAGUCUCUCAUCACUCAUAGCGGUCCAUACGAUGCCUGUAAGGGUGUUCAGUUGAUGCUAACAGCACUUUUGGGCCAGAUAUAUGGAGCAUUAUCCAAAAAUCGAGCAGUGCGAACCACUAGCCAAGUCUUUCGGCCGCUUGGUUUUUUCUGGGCUCGGCAUUGUGGCAUGUACGACAGCGAGCCAUACUCCAUGGAUAAUCUCCCAUCUAUAAAUGCACCCGUUGCAGAGAAGGAGCACCAAUGGCGUGUCUGGUCAGCUCGCGAAAUUCAACAACGCGCCCUACUAGCAUACUACGUGUUGGAUGGCCUUGUGGCCCAAAUGUCUGGAGAUGCCGCCUCUGCGAGACAUGUAGCAAAUCCACUUUUCCUUCCAAGCAGCGAAGAGGCCUUCGACGCUGCCACUGCCGACGAAUGGUUGACUUACAUGCACCCUCACGAGCCCGACCAGACCUCUUUCCGCAUCAUAUUCCGAUCCUUAUUCCCGCCAGUCGGCAACUUCCGCCCCCUGGACCAUCAAUUCUCCGCCUUUGGGCUUCGCGUCGUUCUCGAAGGCCUUCAAUCUCUCAUUUCCGACUGCGACGAUAACGACCUCGCCGUUGGCGUGCCCGGUCAAUCCGACGUCCGUCGAGCCCUAGCCCAAGUCCACGAGACAAUCACAAUGAGCAUCCACUUCACCGCGGCAGAAAGACUUGAGAUCCUCCUCCGAUGGCACACAAUUUGUCUCGACACGAUGGUCAAUUCCACCGUUCUUUCACGCCACAUCUGCUCCCGUUAUAAUAUCCCCCAGCACGUUUCAGGUGGCUGUCGAACCGUCUCCCCAAGCUUCGAUCUGCUCAAAUGGGCAAGCUCAGAGGAUGCGCGUCGAGCUGUCUUGCAUGCUGUCGCGAUCCAAGAUAUCGUUGAGCAACUACCGCGUGGUCGUGCACAUGUAGUGCACAUGCCCAGCUCUCUAUUCGCUGCAGCGACCAUCUACGUGGUCUUCUCACUAGCUGGAGUGGCGACCGUAAGUCUGCCGAGAAACAUUACCUGGCAGGAGGCGCUGCUGUCAUACUCAGACCUGAAUUUGGGACAUGAUGAUCCGCACCCGUCUCUAGGAUCCGAGACGGGGAGGUUCGUCGAGGGCAAAGAUCUUGGUCCCAUUCCACUGCGGAGCGGGGCUUUAAGGAAUUUGUUGUAUGAGCUGAAUUCCAUGCAGAAGCUUUUCCGGUGCUUGUCCUCGCAGUGGGGCAUUGCGCAUGAUAUGGAGGAAAUUGUUGCGCAGUGGAUUGUUUUGUGUCAUUGA